Messenger RNA from Pichia membranifaciens NRRL Y-2026, 2778 nucleotides. RefSeq lists its product as hypothetical. Lineage: Eukaryota; Fungi; Ascomycota; Pichiomycetes; Pichiales; Pichiaceae. Gene Ontology annotation, molecular function: zinc ion binding; DNA binding; DNA-binding transcription factor activity, RNA polymerase II-specific. The annotation marks the transcript as partial. The transcript has 6 exons. Gene Ontology annotation, biological process: DNA-templated transcription; regulation of DNA-templated transcription. The record is from RefSeq and is a predicted model, not a curated record.
CCGAGAGAGCCUUCCAGCGUCAAGUCGAAAACGAUCAAGCCGCCUGGAUCAAAUACCACCCGAGUUUCUGUUGCAUGCGAUCGUUGCCGGAAGAAAAAGAUAAGGUGUUUUUACGACAACGAUGACCCGAUAGUAGAGGACGAGGAUGGGAACAGACAGUGCGCAAACUGUAAAGUGGUGGGUCUGGAGUGCAUCUUCACUGACAAGUUGGCGAGAAAGGCUUUUCCGAGGGGGUACACAGAGUCUUUGGAGGAAAGAGUGAGAGAGUUAGAGUACGAGAACAAAAAGCUGCAGAAGCUGCUUUCUCUAAAGAACACCAACAAGAACUCCCUGAUCUCAAGCUCGAAUUCCAUUUCGACGGAAAAUACCCCUACUACCGUUCCCUCGCAUGUUCUUAACACCGAAAACGUCUCAAGGUUGGACGUUGACUUUAAACCAGUUUUACAUACCCACGACGAGAAUUGUAAUUGUGGUAUGCAUCACUCUGUGAUAAAUCGGCCAGUUUCAAUUGCAGGUUCAGUUGAUAUAGACCAAGGUGAUUUAAGCGACGACGAGUCUCUCUACUCGACAGAUAGUCACUAUUCUCGAAACAACGAUUCAGAUAGUAAAAACAGAUUUGUUUAUAAUCCUAAUUCCUUCGAACAAAUCAACGCACCGGGUGCCGCUGCUGCAAUCUCUCUUCAAAAUAAGUUGAGAACUAAGAAUUUCUUGAACUUGGCCAAUUUGAUUGCCGCCUCUAUUCCACGGUCGACAGAGGAAACUUUGUUUAUACCGACCUUGUUGGCAAGGAUAAUCAAAACCCAUGGUUUUGACUCAAAAGCUCCUUAUUUGACAGCACGCUCAAUUGCUUUAUUGAAGCAAGCUUAUAACGAAGAGGAGAGAUAUAAUCUAUUUCCAAUAACUUUCAAAGGCGUAAAUUUCAAUGACUUGAACAAAUCUGAGUCAAAGGCGUUUUUCCAAAGUCUCAAUUUACCGAAUAAUAUGAACUUGGAUAUUUGCAUAACAAUUUUCUUCAAUACUUGGAACACGGUGAUUCCUGUCAUGAAUAAAGAGAUUUUCAUGGCCAAUUAUAAAAAGUUUAUCAAGAGUAGAGAUGCAAACUAUGAGGAUGGCGAAUUAGUUGGAUUUGAAAAGUUCGGUGAGUUGUUAGUCAUAAUUACAUGUCUUGUGAUGAUUUCCAACGAACGGAACAAUAAUGGCAAGUCAAGUGACAAGAAAAUAUCAAGCAAUAGCGAGAUUUUGCAAUUUUAUGAUCAUAUAAUAAAGCAAUUGAUACAAUCCAACAUGUCAUCGAUUUGUUCAAUAUCCUCACUACAAAUUAUCACCAUAGAGUUAUUGUAUUGUCUAGCAACAGACGACUUAACAACCAGUUAUGAAUUGAGGGGCAGAAUGAUUACCAUGUGCCAACAGUUGAGGUUACAUAGAUGCCCUGCAGCAGUUCUCGGAUCUAACGGGUCCAGUGUUUCCAAAUUACAACAGGGUGAAAGGCGUAUAUUGUUUUGGUGUAUCUACACACUUGAUAGUUUUAGUGCAUUUAUCUUGGGUGUUCCAAGAUUAUUGAAAGAUUAUGAGAUUGAAUGUGCUUUACCUUCCUCCUCAUCAAGUGAUAAGGAGAACAAAGAUUCUGAUAUCAGUUUGAUCACAUUCCAGAACAAUGUUCAAUUAUCUUUAGUCGGUAAAGUCUGUGAUUCGGCCUUGAGUGUGAUGAGAUACUCCAAAGUUUUGGGUACCAUUGUGGACUCGAUUUUCAGGAGAAGUGAAGGGUUGAAGCAAACAAACAUCAAUGAAUCUAAGUGUUUGAUAAUGGAAGAUUUAUUAGAGACAUGGAGAAGAAACCUACCAGCGAACGUUUCGUUUAACACUGUUCACAACUCCAAGGAUAUUAAUAUCAUUGACAACUUGAAUGAAACCCAGUUGACGUUGUAUUAUCUUUACUAUCAAGCGAAGGCAUUGAUUUACAUGCCCUUACUGGCUGGCGAGUCCACUUUCAAUUUGACAUCAUCUAAGUGCUCGCCUGCAUUCAUAAGCAUUCAGCAAGCGACUACUUCGAUCCUAACUACAAUGAGGGUUUUGAAUACAUCUAAACACAAUUUCUACUUCUUGCCGCUUCCUAUCAACAUUGCUAGACAGACGGCCCGGUUUUCAUUAAUGGCGGCUAGAAAUUCGUUGGAAUACACGAGGGGAGGAUCAUUGUUCCAAGAGGCCAAACUACUAUUGACCUCAAUCAUUAAUGAGUUAAAGAUCGAAAACAAGAUUGGACUCCUUGGGUGCCUAUCUAACAACUGUGUCGGUUGCUUGGAGCAUGCUAUCGAUGCUAUCUUAUCGCAGCCUAAGACGGGCUCUAUGAACAAUCUGGAUCCAGUUGAAUCUGUGAAGAAGGAAAGCAAAAAGAAGAGCACGGGCUCACCGUUAAAGAAGGUCUCCAAUCUUGAAAGCUUUGCCAAAAAACCCUCUUCAAUGGCUCCACAGCAGUUUUUGCAAACCCAACAGGAGAACCUACAGAAGCAGAUCCAGCUGCUCCAGCAACAGGCUAAGACGCAAGCGAUGGCGGAAGCCGAGAUACAGGUCCAGAGACAGCAGGUUGAACAGCAGAGACUGCAGAACAGCCUGUUCCAGGACAGCAGCAAGAACAGUCACGCCGACGUGCCUUUCAGUGUGAAAUCCUUUUCCGAUUUGCUCAUGUUCAACGACUUCGGGGUCGACGCGUCUUUGGGGUUGCCGUUCAUCGAUUUCGAGCUCGACAACACCCAGACGAAGAAGCAGAAAAUGGACCCCACC